CCGCAGCGCGGCCAUGGCGGGCGCGGCGCGGCGCGGGGGUAGCGCCGUGUGCCGCUCCCGGGACCCCGCCGUGUACCGCUCCCGGGACCCCGUCCGCAACUUGCGCCUACGGGUCCGUAUCCAGCGGGUCGCGCCGGCCGGGCCUCUCCUGCCGCGGGCGCCGCUGUCGCCGCUCGCCGGCCCCGAGCGCCCAGGCCGGGCCGAUCGCACCGCCAGUGCGGGAGCGGUGCCGCUGCGGGUCACCGCGGCCUCUCUCGUCGGAGCCCAGAGACCCCCGGAGGAUGAGGAGGAGGUGGCCGAGGUGGGGUGGCAGGAGAAACUCUUCAGCCAGUUUGAGGUGGAUCUGUACCGGAGUGAGUCAGCCUGCCAGACUCCUCUGGACUGGCAGUACCAUGAGGAGAUCCAGAAGCUAGAGAAGGCUGGAGGUCGGAAGAACUGUCGCAUCUUUACCUACACUGACCAUGACCGAUUCACCGACCUAGAGGAGCUCUGCCAGAAGGUAACUGACUUGGAUAAUGAAGUGCCAUCAUAUCUGGUUGAGAGGAUGGCCAACGUGAGGAGGAGAAGACAGGACCGUAGACCUGUAGAAGCAAGUUCUCUGAAGUCAAAAAUCAUCACCUGGGAACCUUCAGAAGAAUUUAUAAAGAACAAUCAUGUCAUUAACACACCUGUCCAGACCAUGUACAUCAUGGGGGACUUGGGACCUUAUGGGAAGCUUGGUCACAAGGAGUAUGAAAAUGUGCUUUGCACAAUCAAGGUGGAUGGCAAUGGGGUGAUCACAGUGAAGCCUGACUUCACUGGCACCAAAGGAGCCUACCGGAUCGAGCUGGAUGGAGAGAAGCGAGAGGUGUGGGAAUACACUAUUGAGAAUGCUUCUGCCCAGGUGAAGCCAGAGGAGGAGGAGCGUGAGCAGCGUGUAUUCAGAGAACUGUAUGGGCGGCACAGGGAUUACCUCAGUGGGCUCGUGGGCUCAGACUUUGAAAUGCCUCUUCCUGGUACUCUGAGACUUUUCAUGAAUGGAGAAAUAGUUUCAGCUCAAGGCUAUGAGUAUGACAACCUUUACGUACAUUUCUUCCUGGAGCUGCCUAACCAGUGGUCAAGCUCCCCGUUCCAUCAGCUCUCAGGAGUGACGCAGACCUGUGCCACCAAAAGAGUGGGGAGGGAGAAUGUGGCAUAUUUCUGCUACCCCUUCACUGUGGAGAUGUUUUACACCCAAGAAGAUGAAGACAGUCUCCCUCAGUGGCCUGUUCUCUACUUUGAGGUCCUGUCCCUGGAUUUCUGGCAGAGGUAUCGUGUGGAAGGAUAUGGGUCCUUGGUGCUGCCAGCAUCUCCAGGUGUCCACAUGCUCACCAUCCCUACCUGGCGUCCUGUGGAUCUGGGAACUGUUGCUGAAAUGAGGAGGUUUUUCAUUGGGGGAUCUCCUGAGCUGGAGGACUUAACCUACAUCCGGGUACCAUCGACCUUCAAGGGAAAGCGCUUGAGCCGCUUUGGUUUCCGGACAAAGACCACAGGGAGUGUCACAUUCCGGCUCUAUUGCCUGCAGCAGUCCAAAGCCUUUCUGGAGAACAGUGCCCUGAGACAGCGCAUGCAGAGUGUACUGGACCGACUGGGAGGCUUCAGCCAGCAGAGCUCUGUCUACAAUGUUUUGGAGGCUUUCCAGCGGGCACGGCGCCGGAUGCAGGAAGCGCGGGAGAGCCUUCCCCAGGACCUCAUCAACACUUCUGCCUCUGCUGUGCCCCAGCCCCUGGAGCCAUGAGUGUCACCUCUGCUGCUUGGAGCACUUGGCAUCCUCCCUCCAACACGAGCUCCCACCCCUCAGCAGGAGUCCCAGUGCUGGUGCCUGGAAGCUUCAGAAGCCCUUCCUUUUUUGUUUUCCUUGGGUGGGAGAGGGAGCUUGUAACACCUCCAGGCCCAGAAUUUGCAUUUCCACAAGUAUCUGUGGAAGGAAACCUGUUUUUCAAGGCCGUUUGUUACCAAGCUCAAACAAUACAACCAAUUUUUCACAUUUCUUCUGAAAUACUGAUAUGGAACCUGUGAACCCUGUAACACCUUUUCAGGGAUUGAAAAUGAAGUAAUGAGAAAAAUUGAAAUGACUUGGUAAAUUUAGUUUUCUUCUUAGAGAAGAAAAGGUCAAGGCAUGGAUGCUGUUUGAGAUGAAUGAGUAGAUAACCUCUUGAGAAAUGCUGAUAAUUGUUGUUAGCUGUUGUGUGCAGGGCAAUCAAUAGUAAAAUUAAUCCAUCCACCUCUACCUUAAGACUGAUUCAUUCCUAGAGAAAGAGAGCUGUCUGCCACAUGUAAUAUAUGAAAUUCAAGCAAAGAAAGACAGAUGGAGAACUGCACAAAAGGGUUACAUUCUGCAUUUCCUUCUGUGUGCCCAUAAGGUCUGGCUCUGCAGUGGUGAGCAGGAGGUUUCUUUGUUCAGGAAUACAAUUGAAAACACACCUCACCUCAGAGCUUUGGCUGAGGCUGGAAGGUUUGCAGACAGUGAGAACAGUUUAUAACAUUUGCACAGCAGCUGAACUUUGAACUGUUCAAGCUGUUCAUUUGAGGUUGAUGUUUGUUGGUGGUUCGUUGUUGCAUCUCUGAUUGCAGAACACUGUGGUGCUUCCUGGGAAAGCUUGUGUUUACCCACUCUUUACCCACUUUCUUCUGUUCUUUUCUCAGUUUUUUCCCCCUAUUUUUAUUUCUGUCUCAAGUUCAGGGGAACAUAGCUCCCUGCAGACUGACAGUGGCCAGGCAUUCCUGGCCAGGCACAGGCCAGGAAUUGCUGCAGAUUCUUGGGGGUCCCAGAGUGGGUCUAGCAAUGAGACUCUGAGGUCUGUACAUGGCUGGCAGCCCCCCAGCUCUGACUACACCAGCUACAGCAGCGUAGCUGGUUUCUCUGGGGCUUUGUCUGCUUAUUCCUUUCAGAAAAUUGGAGCUAUGAUGGUUUUUGAGAGCCAGCUGAACUUCCAGCUGAAUGGGCAUCUGUCCGAGACUGGAUCAAGCAGCUUCACCGGUGCUUUGGGCUUCGUGGGGGCAGGACUCAGCCCAAAGGCCCUCAGGGCCUUCCAGGGUCGAAUUAAAUGAGCUGUGCAAACAAAAGGGAAUGGCAGGAAUGAUAGCUUGGUGGAGGAAAAGGCUGUGGGCAGUUGACAGAGCCUGCAUGAUGCAAAUCAACACCCAUUAGAAAUUCCAGUGUAACAGAAAAAAACCUCCUAGAGAUGAAUCACUCACAUGAUUGGAACAGCUUCCCACCAAAGUCAGACUGCAGGAAUGGGUUUUGGUCUCAAUGGAGGAAGAUUUGGGCUGUGAUAACUCUAAACUGGAGACUUGUCAGGAAAUCUCAAAUGGCACUUCAGCUUGGCCCCAUCCCAGGACUGGAGAUGUGCACCAGGAGUUGCAUCCUUCCUUUGUGAAGGAUGCUGGGAUGUUGGGAUGUGUACCAGGAGGGGGUUUUGGGGAGGACACUGGAAUGUACACCAGGAGGGGUGCUUGGGAAGGACUCUGGGGUGUGAAUCAAGAGGGAUGUUUGGGAAGGAUGAUGGGAAUAUGCACCAGAACAGGUAUUUGGGAAGGAUAUUGGGAUGUGCACCAAGACAGGGGGUUUGGGAUGUGUGGAGCUGCCAUCUCUGGGCAGGAGGAGCUGCAGCAGGACCAUGUCCUACAGAGAUUUGUCCUGCCCCUGGCUGGUGUGUGGGGAGGGGAGGAGUAUUUUAUUUGCACCACGGGGUUUAAGUGGUCGUUACUAAAUCACUACUGGAGGUUGAUUGUUGGAUCAGUAUGUUUAAAUUUUAGCCACGGGAUUGGAGUAGCAGAGGAAGGCUCCCAGCAGCAAAGGGAAGUUCUGGGCUGCUUUGCCUCUCACCCCUUGCUGCUGUUUUAUUAAUGCUCAUUGUUCUCCCAAGGUGCAGCCCACGUUCUCUGCAGCUAAUGCCAAUGUUUUAAUGCAUGGCAGAGUAAAGCUGACCUGAGCAAAAUCCCACUUCAUUGGAUCAGUCAAGAAAUAAGUGUCUGUGUGCCCUGUUCCUGCACUGAAAUGAUUGCUUUGGUUUGAUUUAAUAUCCCUCACUGCUUUGGGUCAAGGAAGUUUUUAAGUGAACCCUAGUGCCGUGUAGGCUGGAGAUGCUUCCCUUUCUCUCUCAUCUGUCAAAAUAAUUUUCUAGGGUAACACAGAGUAUCAGAGAGGACUGACGGAAUCAGACUUCUCUAUAAUUUAUUCACAAGUUCUUGUACUUAAAAUCAUCUGACUUUCACAACAGUUGGCAGGAUUUCUACAAUGCGUGAAAGUGAAACUUGUCUUGGAGGUGUGUGAUUCCAGGUUGUUUCAAGCUUUCCAGAUCUGAGAAUGAGAGGAUCAGCUUUUGGGAAGGUGGGUUUCCCAUGACUUAAUAUGACCUUAGAAAGCCAGAAAGGUCAGGCUCAAUAUCAAGGUCUAAUGCACAAAUUUCUUCAGGCAGCAUAACAGAUGUUCAUCUGUGAAAAAUCUGAGAAAUAUUUUUCAACUUGUUCCUUACAUAAAGACAGAGAAUACAGAU
This is a messenger RNA of Parus major (Great Tit), 4517 nucleotides long. It is a transcript of the gene MKS1, whose product is annotated as MKS transition zone complex subunit 1. The transcript has 17 exons. The record is from RefSeq and is a predicted model, not a curated record. Gene Ontology annotation, biological process: cilium assembly. NCBI's taxonomy places the organism in Eukaryota, Metazoa, Chordata, Aves, Passeriformes, Paridae. Gene Ontology annotation, cellular component: MKS complex. The coding region runs from base 14 to 1756 and encodes 580 amino acids.